UGUUUUACACAGUUCCAGAGCAUUGUUUGCAAUUAUUCACUAUGUUUGAGUCCAUUCAUGGUUUUAUGAUUUCAACAUGUCUGUGAACAGUGUGUCAUUUUUCAUUGUUUAUUCUGCAAAUCAUUUUUUCUUCUGGUUAAUAAGAUGACAUUUUAGAAAGCAAAUGUGAAAGUGUCAGUGACUUACUGACAUAUCUGCACCCAGUGACAACGUUCUCGGAAUCACGUAAAGAAACCCACCAUCGCACAGUAAAUAAACAAAAUGGUCAUUAUUCGUGGUAAAUUCAACCAGAGUUCUUGAAAUGAUGUAAGCUUGAACCUUUUGCAGCCAGACCACAUCCUUUCAGCUCAACAUAAGUUGUGCAUUACAGCUAUGACCAAGGUUUCAGUGCAUUCAGCAUCUGAUAAGGAGAGGUAAGAAGAAAUGUUCUGCCCAAGAGAUUUCAGUCUUUUCAUCACAUGUGUGAUUCUCUUCAUCAUCCAGUCUGGUCAUGGUUCUGAGAUUAUUGGAGGGAAAGAAGUCAAGCCACACUCGCUGCCUUUUAUGGCUCUGCUGGAGGGUGAUGGAACAAUGUGUGGAGGAAUAUUAAUUGAUCCAACAUGGGUCCUGACUGCUGCUCACUGUCCGAAUAUAAGUACGGUGAUCCUGGGAGUGCAUUCCAUCGAGAAAAAGAAAAAGAAAGAGACACGUUUAAGGCAGGUCCGAAAGGUUCAGGAAUGUGUUCGUCAUCCCAGCUAUUCUCAAGAAAAAAAAGUCAAUGACCUCAUGUUGCUGAAGCUUAAUGAACCAGUGCAGGAAACCAAAACGGUGAAAUGUCUCCAGCUACAUAAACAUGUCAAAGACCCUGCAGCUGACAGCAACUGUCUGGUGGCUGGAUGGGGACUAACUAAACAAAACAAACCAUCAGAUGUCCUUAUGUCUGUUAAAGUGACUGUGAUCGAUAGAGUAACGUGCAACUCCUGUGACUAUUACAACCGCAAUCCUGUUAUCACCAGUGACAUGAUAUGUGCUGGUUCAAAGGGUAAAAAAAAGACUGAUACCUGUAAGGGGGAUUCAGGAGGGCCACUGUUGUGCAAUGGAGUGCUAGUUGGAGUCACUUCUUUUGGACCUAAAGAGUGUGGUAACAUAAAAAAACCUGGAGUCUAUUCUUUUCUCUCAGAAAAACAACUCAAGUGGAUCGAGAACACAAUGGGUGCCCCUGAAAUGUGAUGCCGACAUCAAUGCAGAUAUGAGCUAACAGCCAGAUAUGAAUCUUUGAUGCAGUUAAACAUGCCACUGCUGGGUCCACUUGAUCUAUUAUUUUUCAUUUAAUGGCUUCUGUUUCAUCUUUUAUAGAGUAGUUUCCUUGCUUGCUAUAAUCUUUACAGACUAUUGAAAGCAUCAGCAUAUCUAUUACAUGAACAGGCGUUUGUUUAAACAUCAUAUAACUGGAAGUGGGUUCAUCACCCUUUCCCUUGCAGGAACUUGGGUGAGAUAUCUAUAACCAGUCUUUUUAGUAUUGUGUAGGAAAAGAUUGACUGUCCAGUAUUUUAGCAAUUGUCAUUGCACACCAUUCAUAAACAUGGGUACAUAGCUUUCACACCUGAAAAGAUAACCAAAUGUAAAAGUGCCUUAAAUCUGCAUUGUUUUUACUUUACUUUCUGUAUUGUUUUUUGACUACACUUUUUUUCUUUUUCUACUUUCUAAUAAAGCAAAAUUUUAAAAGGAAUCACUGUUUAUUUCA
Haplochromis burtoni (Burton's mouthbrooder) is the source of this 1723-nucleotide messenger RNA. RefSeq names its product granzyme A. The coding region runs from base 424 to 1209 and encodes 261 amino acids. The transcript is spliced from 5 exons. Gene Ontology annotation, molecular function: serine-type endopeptidase activity. The record is from RefSeq and is a predicted model, not a curated record. Gene Ontology annotation, biological process: proteolysis. NCBI's taxonomy places the organism in Eukaryota, Metazoa, Chordata, Actinopteri, Cichliformes, Cichlidae.